This is a messenger RNA of Lates calcarifer (barramundi perch), 9518 nucleotides long. It is a transcript of the gene rbm33a, whose product is annotated as RNA binding motif protein 33a. The record is from RefSeq and is a predicted model, not a curated record. NCBI's taxonomy places the organism in Eukaryota, Metazoa, Chordata, Actinopteri, Centropomidae. Gene Ontology annotation, molecular function: RNA binding.
UUCCCACCCACAAUGCAUCACCGCAGCAGCUACAGCUCUGCCAUGUUUGUACCCUGAUCGUGGAUGGGAGUCACUGCCGCAUUGAAUCUGUUCGGUUGCUAGUCUCGUGUUUUGCACUAUCCUGCGGCUAAAAUACUGAAGAUUAAAUGCAAUCCCCACUUUUAUAGUCAGACUCCAAGCGUGACGCGCAGUGCAACAUGUCAGCCAACGCUCCGGAUUAUGACUUUGAUGAAUAUGACAAACCCGGUGCUGAGCGGUCACGCAGGAGGAGAGGUGAAGAUGAUGAUCUAGAGAGUGAUUUGGAAGAGGAUUUAUUGGAGGAGGACUGGCUCUCAGGUAAAAAGAAUCCAUCGGAAGUGUCAGAUGAGGAGCUGAAUGAUGACCUUCUACAAAGUGAUGAUGAAGAUGUAAAUAUGAGUGGUCAGGAUGUGAGCCUCAAUGCCACAUACAGCUUGGGCACAUCCUAUGACCAGCAUGACACCUCGCAGGAAGCAGACUACACAGAUGACGUUGUGAACCUGGGCGCAGAGGGCUAUGAAGAAGGGGAUGUAGAGGAGGAGGGGUAUCGGCAAGAGGAGUACACAGAGGAAUACAGCCAGGACAACAACGCAGAGAUGCCUGAAGACCAGAUGGAUUACACUGGAGAGCAAGCUGAGGGUGAAGAAGGCUACCAGGAUGAAGUGUUAGACAUCCAAAUCAAUGAGCCCUUAGAUGGUGAAUUUCAAGAUGAUGAAUAUCAAACCUCCUAUGAUGAUGAGCCUCUGGAUGAACAUGGAGUCCAACAGGGGGAGGCCCCCGAGGAGGAGGAGGACGUGGUGGGGGGAGAAGAGCAGCAGGAAGAGGAGGAGGAAGACACUGCAGAGGGCUCUCAGGUCUUUGACACAGAAGAGAUUGAAAAUGAAGCUGUGGCUGAAGAAGAAACAAAGGAGGAAUCAGAUGAGGAGGAUGAGGAAGAUGAAGAGUCCGGUCGCAUACGGUUCAAAUCUGAGAGAAAAGAUGGCGCUGUUGUGCGGUUGGCUGAUGCAGGCAGCAAAAGGAGGAAUAUCCCUGAAACGUUAGAACUGUCAGAGAAGGCCAAGCAAGAUCUUAGGGACUUUGAGGAACAAGAACGGCAGAAGAGACAAAACCGUUAUGGAGGCCGAGGUAGGGGAGGAGGCUGCGGCGGAGGAGGAGGGCGAGGAGGCAGAGGAAGAGGCGGCUUCCAUGGCUUUGGAAUGGCAGAUUUUAGAGGAGGACACAGAGGAAGAAUGAAUGACCAGAGGCUCCCCCUCAUGGGAAACAUGGGAAUGCAGCAGCCAUCCUCCCGAAUGCCUCCUCCUCAUCAGCCUCAUCAGCAGCAACUGCAGUCCCAGCAGCACCACCCUUCACGUCCAAGAGGACCUCCUCCUUUCCAAGAGCAUGGGCGCCCGCUGGCCCAGCAGCCCCUUCAGCCCCUCAUCCCCCCACAUAUGGCUCACCGCUCCCCGCCGCUGCGGCCCCAGAUGGAGCCACCACCACGAAUGAUGAGCUCCCCGCCACCUCACUUCCCCCAGCAUCACCAGCAGCAACCUCCGCAGCCCAAAAACAUCCACAUCAACCCUCAUUUCAGAGGGCCCACAUCAUCCCCUGUACAAGUGCCCUUGAUGCCUCCUGCUCAGAGCCAGCCCAGACCUGCUGUGGGUCCUCAGAGGUUCCCUGGACCGGGAGACUUCCAGCAGCACAUGCCUGGUAAUUUUGGUCAGCCCCAGCGGCCCCCUCAUCACAUGGAACCCUUUAGGAACCAGCCACCUCUAGGCCCCCAGGACAGGGACCCCCUUUAUAUGGCAGAGCGCACAGAGUCAACACGGUUUCCAGGGCAGCACAUGUUUGAUCACCAGGGCCCCAGCCCUCUGAUGAACAGCGGCAACAACCUCCACCAGCAGCCGCAGCAUCUGCCUGGACAGGGCCACAUGGGCUUUGGCCCACCAGGACCAAACUUCAACCAGCCGGGCCAGGGCCCACUAGGACUGUUUCCCAGAGAACCCCCAAGACCAAACCUCCCUCCCCACCAAGGUCACCAAGGGAUGCUCGGCUUGAAUCAACAAGGUGCCCCCCCUAACCAGCCCAGACCUUUCAUGGGCCCUCGUCAGCCGUUUGGCCAGCAGGGGAACCUUUUUCCCCCUCCACAAGUUCAGUUUGGGAUGCAGGUACGACUAAGAGGACUAAUGCAUGGUCCUCCUGUCUCCCAGCUCCCACAUCACGACCCAAUGUCAUCUCAUCAGCCCAUGCACCAGCAGCAGCAGCAGCCACAUCAUAGGCAGGAGUUACCCCAUCACCAGCAGCAACAGCCAAAUCUCAACGAGCCUCGCCCCAUGAUGCACCAUGGCCAGAAUCCCUUCCAUCAACAGCAGGCGCAUGGUAGCCCCAGGCAGAUGACUCCCCGCCCUCAGAACCCCCAACAGCGCAACAUGUCCAACAGGCAGAGGAUGAACACACCUGUCUCCAAGCAAAUGCAGCAGCGCAACAGCAACCUACGGGAGCUCCCUGUAGCACCUGGCAACACAAACAUGAACAGUGCCCGCCCCACCGCCUCCCCCGCCCCCAACGUCAGGCCUGUUGCCAGGGCAACGCAGGGGGUGCGUCCUGGGCAGAACACUCAGCCGGUGCCUGACGGUGGCAGAGGAAGAGGCCAAGUUGCUGCCAAGACUGAAUCGCAGCCUGGGGGAGCAGGCAGGACAGUGGUUCGCAAGGAAAUCCCAAGCACACCGUCCAGCACGGCACCACAGGACCCUGAUGAGGAUGAGGAGACACGACAGUAUCGUCUGAAGAUUGAGGAGCAGAAGCGUCUGAGAGAGGAGAUCCUGAAGAGGAAGGAGAUGCGACGGCAGAUGCAAGCUGGUGUCAGAAAGAAGGAGCUACUGGAAAGGCUUAAUUCUCAGACAAACACACCAAGCCAAGGCCCUGCUCCUACACAGACUCAACCUGCACAGCAAAAUCCGCAAACACCACACCCUGUGCAGCAGCAACAGCAGCAACCACCACCACAGCAACACCUGGAACAAAAACCGCAGCAACAGUUUCAGCAACAACAACAGCAAAGACAGUUUCCUCAGAGAACACAACAAUCAUUAAAUCAAUCAUUAAAGAAUCCUAAUCAAGACACCCCCAUCCCUCCUAAUGGCGCAACUCAGACCCUUACACCACGUCCUAAUGUUAAGACACGCCUGCAGAUGGUAAAGGGUAGCACCCCGCAGCCCCCUGGGCCCGUUCCAGACCAGCAAUGGAAACAGCCACAACAAAAUCAGCAGCAGCUACAACAACGAAGGAACAGUGCUCUGCAGAACGUAAACAGACCUGGCGCUCCGAUCCAGUCCACUCAGAAGAACAUACCUGUAACUCCUUUAAUGGGCCCUGGCCAGGCUCAGAGUCAAGGACCUAAACCUGGGACUAAGAGAACUGUGAUGCAGCGAGCCAAGAAUCCUGCCGUUGAAGGUCAGCAGGUGCCGCAAAAAGUCAGAGUCGUCAAACUUUCAGGAGCGAGUGGAAAGGGGCCUGAGGCCACCGGCGGCCCAGCGCAGCAACAAGGCACCUGGCCGGCAACUGCGCUCAACCAGGGUGUCCAAAGGAAGGUUACCAUGGCAGGACAGCAGCAACAAGGACCAGGCGGAACACCGCAGGCUAGCCGAGGGGGCAUGGGCAACCCACAGCAAAACAGGGUUGUCGUGUCGGGCCGGGGCCGAGGUAGAGGGGGUGGUCAAAUGGGUCGAGGUCGUCCAAUGUCCACCAGACAGAGCCAAAGAGGCGCAGAGAGCGAACGCUGUACUGUCUCCAUAGAAGGCCUCUCCUCAUCUACAACGGACGUUCAGCUGAAGAAUCUUCUCAGAUCCAUCGGCCCCAUAGAGAUGUUCAAAAUGAUGCCUCAGCAGAGGAAAGCAAUUGCUACAUUUUCCAGUCCCCAGCACGCAGCAAGUUUUCAAAUGAGCUUCCAUAGGCACAUGAUUGAUUUGUCCCACAUUGAUGUGUCGCUGAUUGAUGGAUGAGGAGCACAAUAGAGCCAGGGAGUCCUGUUACAAGAAGUCACUUUCUCCUGACGUGGGAGCUUCUCGUGCGCAGCUCCAACUUGGCAUAGGAAUAUUUCUUCAGCCCUUCUGGGGUCGCUCACAAUCAACGUCUACACAGAAGCAUCAUUCAUCAUCAGUCUCCUAUCAGCUUGGAACAGUGAACACAAAGACAUAAGCUGCGAGCACGCCCAUGUUUGACUUUGUCUACCGAUUGUCCAUUGUUGUAAAGUGGCACUGGAGAGACACUGGACAGUUAAUCCUACUGUGAUGUAGUUUGUAAAGAAUGUUUUUGUGCAUCUUACGUGGACACUAAGUAAAACAUAUCAUGAGAUAAUGGUUGCUCCCCUCCUCAGUAAGAUUCAUAAUAACAAAUGCAAAAGAACACUUGAACAGUGUAAUUCUAAUGUGACCAUUUCAUAGUAUCUUUUCUUUUAUUAUUGUUAUUAUUUGUGGCUCACUGUUUGGUUUACAUGCAGGGAAUGGUUGUAGUAGACUGUUGCCUAUAUAUGUGGGCUCCUCCAUAGCAGUGUUUCUCCCCCUCUGUAGAUGGCAGUAUUUUAUCACUAUUGGUGCUUCCUUCUUUUUUUUUUUUUUUUCAACACAACCCUGGUUUCAGGUGGAGAUGAGUCUCCAAGCAGUUUUUGGGUGAAUGGCACUACCUAGUGGGGAAUUGGCAUACAGGCACAGAGUUGGCCUGGGUGGGCGAUUUAACAGAGGACACGUAGCAGUGACUAAAACCACAUUAGCACAGGAUUUAAUGUGAAUGUUUUUCUAAAUUCCCAGUAGUUUUGGGAAUUGGGACUGUGCUUUGUAGAUUUUGUGGUGAUUUAAUCCUCUCAGACAAAUUGGUCAGAUCAUAUUUCUCAUUAAACUUAGUUCAUUGCUGUUUGAUCUAAAUGUUAUAAAGUCUUUUAACUGUUUAAAAUCUGGAAUGCAAAUAUUUCAUGCCUUUUGGAUGUAUAUUUUAGUUGUAUGUCUGAUUAUGGAGUUAGAUUUAGCUUUCUAAUCUGUGCUGAGUGUGCUUUGAGGAAGUGUGUGUGUAAGUUUUUUUGAGGUUUUUUUAUUAAUACAAUUUAAAUGGAAGGAAAUUGUUGUGAAUUUAAUAUUUGGAAGGUCAGAGAGAAUUGCUUGCAAUUCUUUUCAGGAUACAUUUCUAUAAAUUACUUGAGCUAGGAUAUAUGUUUGGCUUCCUCCUCUCAGAAAUAACUGAUCUGAAUCCGUCUGACUAUCAGCUGAUAGUUCGAUGCCUUACCAAUGAGCUGCGUAAUGUACCUGGAAUAGCACUUUCAACAAAAGGCCUUCACACCGAGUUAGUAAUGUAGAUGUUUGGCAGAAGAAGUAAAAGAAAUUCACCAAAAAAAUUGCCACAAAUGUUUAAUUCCCUUUUUAUUAUAGAAUAUAAAUUUUCUAUAUUUUCUGGGCUCUAAAGCAUAAUGCUAUCUUCCUCUUACAGAGGGUCAAAUUCCUUCAUACGUGUCAUAAAUUUUAAGUAACCACAAAUACCUGUACAAUCAGUAAUACAACAUUUUCUCUGAGCAUGUGCCCUUGUUUAGGGAGUGCUACCACAUCACUGAAAAUCUAAAAUUGUCUAAAUUUCCACGUCUGGCAUCAUUAUUUAAGUAAAUACUGCAAGUUAGGCUAAUUAACUAUUUCCAUAAUUCCAUUUUUUUCUUAAUCACAAAACAUUUUUGUCUGUCCCGGCUUUAAGAUUUAUAAAACAGAAAUAUAAAUCAAAAAUUGUUUAUCCUUGUAUACUAAACUGAAGUUGAGAAGUGAAUUUCGCGUACUUCAUCAAUAGGGUGUGACGAAAGAAGGUGAGGGGGCAACCAUUAUCUUUGUAGUGAUCAUGUACAUAAGUAGACCACAACUUAAACUCAAUAUUUAUCCUGUUAAAUUUUUUUUGAGUUAUUCUUUACUCAUGUUGUAUCGAGUUAAACAUUUUUAUAUGUAAGGAUAUGCUGAUGUGUCCAGGCAUAAAUCAUUUUACAGAUGUUUUGUUUAGAGCCAAAAUGAAAAAACAAUGACUGGACCACGUUUCUGUUUAUAAGACAUUUGGUAAUAAGUUUAAGGGAAAACAAGAAAAUAAAAACAUGGCCAAUAUACCGUGAACAUGCGGGUAUGUAAAGCCGGUUAAACUUUAGCCCAAAGAUGUGUGGUUGUGUGUGAUGUCCAUGUGUCUGGUGCCUUUACAAUGACAUAUAUUCUUAUUUGUGCCACAUUUUAAUUAUUUAUACCUAAAGUAUUCUGUAAGUUCCUGGGUAUUCACCUUGCAACAUAUCAUAUAUACUUUUAAAAACUCGUUACCAUAUUGGGAUUAAUGCACAACUUUGAGGAUUUAUUCUUAUUAAUUUUGUAAGUUCAUAGACUGUAGCAAUAAUAUGGCAAGCAAUUCUACCUCAUAAAGAUUAAGGGGAAUGCCACUGAAUUCUGGCAUUGAAAUUAUCUUCUUCAUAGUCAUAAACAAGAGACAUUUGGUCCUGCAAAUUUAACCUUGAUGUCAUACUAAUGUGCAGCUCUAUGACAUGAGAAAGAUAUAGGAAUAGGUUCAAUAAUAACUGCGUCAUCCUACAUGACUUUGGGUUAGAACAAACUAUAUAAUAAGAAAAAUUGGAGGGUUAACAUGUCUGCAAAGUCUUUUAUUUACUGUCAGAAAAUCAACUCCUGGCUGUGCAUCUGGAUGACAUCACAGAUUAAGUUCUCUGGCUUUGAGAUGUAUGAAGUAGUGGUUCAUCAGUGGCCUGCAAGUAGUUAUAUUUGUCUUUUCUGCAUGUGUGAAUCGAAUUCAUAAAUUUAGUGGUAUUUCCCUUAAGUUAGUUAAUACUUGAGAUAAUUCCAUAUCUAUUUAGUUUUAUUUAAAUAAGCUACACUUAGUGAUUCUUGCCAGUGAAGAUCAGUAGAUUCUCAAAAUGCUUUUAAGUACCGAAGGUAUUUGGAGGAAUGGGGUGUCUGAAAAUGUCCAAACCCCUAAAAUUCCUUCUUACUUCCUGUAAAACUUGAGGUUGGGUGGUUUCAAGUCUUUUGUAUGUUGUACAGUUGUUCUAAACUUACUUCAUGUUUUAAUCCUUUUGUUUUGAGUUGAACUGAUGUUGAGGUUUUUGUUCUCUUACAAUGUGUAUUUACUGUCUUUCAUGUUGUGGGUUUUGCUUAAUUUUUUUAGUGCUGUGGUAAAUCCUGUGGAUUUUAAAACGUAUCGGCAAUGCCAGUCAUAGUGAUAUUGUUAUAAGACAUCUGGUCUUGUAAUGUCAGAACAGAUUCACACUGGAUCUAUUUGUACCUUAAUUUUAAGAAUUUCGUACAUACAUGUACAUUGAGUUUUUAGAUAUGAUGUCAUUUUCUUGAGGAAAAUGGUGCUCACUAAAUACUUGAUUUACAGUAGGCUAUUUAAUAAGCAAGGUGUUUCACACCUAAUCUCACACCUCAUAUGGUUGCAGUAGGGUAUUUAGAUAUUAGAUACAGGAAUACAGGGAUACUUUCUUGUGCUUGCAUGAGAGACCUUCAUUAUUACUGCUGAUGAGUAGUAUCAGAAUGUUUAUACUAGCUUUGGGUCAAAUAUGCUGGGUUAGGUCUGAGAGAACACUAAUUGACAACUUUUUUUCAACAGAUCCUCAGGGGCGCUGAUAUUUUGCAGACUGCACCUGAAAUAAUCACUUCAUUCUUUCUUUUUCUUUAGGUCACAUUCACAUCAACAGAGUGGUGUCUCAAGCAGUCAUCAGUGUGGUUGCUAGCCCCAAACGCAAAGUUAAUGGACGAUACCAAGGGCUUAGCAUGUUUUAGCAAAUCAACAAUGUCGGUCUUAAAUAGGUUAGAAUUUACUACUGACCAUCUUACAAAUUAUACAUUUUGAAAUAUGCUUCAAAGCAGCUGUUGGUUUUUGUUUGUCUGCACUUUGCUUCAGACAUUUGAAACCUGCUAAAGCUGGGCUUUCUUUUUGUGAAAGUUAUAAUAGUUUCAUGAUAAUGUUUGAUCUCUGUUAGUUGUUCCUUGAUGCAUUUUGGUUCUUAUGAAAAGCUUCAACACAUGGAAUUGGAGUUGCGCAGUUUAUUGUUGAUGCGCUAAACUAGCCCCAGUUUAUAUCUCUUAUGUAAUCAUCUGUGGUCUACUUUGAUAAAAACCUAGCAGGUCAUUUAACAUCAUUUAUUGCUGCUUUCAAGACAUUUCCAGAUUACUUUAAAGACUUUUCUAUCCUGCUGGUAUAAAAAAUAAUUUAUCUGCUGCAUGUUUUAUACAGCACAUCACUAACACUUAAAAGGUUUUCAUCCAACUCUUUCUGAAGUUGUGCUAAACAACUAAGGAGAUAUAGUAUGUCAUCUCCAGUUUUUGUCUUGUUUGGUUCAAUAGUUGCACCUCAUUUAAGUUUCCUUUACUAUACACCAGAUGGAAUAUUUUUAUACCAGCAAAAUGUGGCAUUAAGUGUUGUCAAAUGACCUGGAGUUUUGGGUUUUUUUUCUAAUUUGCCCUGUAUUUAUCUUUUAGGUAGUCACUGGCUUAACUCUGUUGCUCUUAAAGUAGUCACUGAUGCAAAAAUCUUAGAAGUAGAUGUAUUGAUUACAUAAGAGGUAUAAAUAGGUUGAGCAGAAGCACGCAGAAGCAUUGGUAUGGUCCAACACUUGUGGUGCUGCUGGUUUAAUCACACUGGGCUGUUUGAGGUUGUACCUGCAAAACUAUGACCUCUCAGAUUAACAUGUUCAUUUUUCAACAGCAUACUGGUGGGAACAGCCGUUUACCAGCUUUAUCCAUGACACUGCUUUGUCACUUUUCUUGCCUUAACUCAUUCACUUCACGCUUGGAUUCUUUUACAGCAAUGCAGCCUGCAGCCUUGGGAUGAAGACUUUACUUAAACUUAUUUCCCUCACUAAGUAGAUGUUGCUGCAUUCAGAGUAUUGGGCCUGCCACAUUUCCUCCCAUUAUGCUUUUCCUGCCAUCACUGUUCUUCCAGCUUUCAUAUAUUUUUACAGUUGCUCAUCUUUUCCUUGAUGCUGCUGUUGUUGAAUGAACUUAAGACUUCUGUAUCAAGCAGGGUGGCCUACCUGGAUUACCAUUGUUUGUUAGCCCAGUGGCUGGAGGUUUCCAUCUCUGUGACGACAGCCGGGUUCACAGAUCAGACACGUAACUGUAAAGCCGCUUUAUGGCUUUCACUGCACCAAAGGUCAUCCCAGCUUCUUGACAUUCAUUAUUUGGUUGGAUUUUGAAAAAGACACUACAGUGGUUUCCUCAUCUCGAACAGUAUGGUGCACCAAAUAAUGACUGAAAAUCCGACCUAUUGAGUUUUGACUGAAACUGUUGACAAAACAUCUUGUCAUGUAUUUUCACCCUUCACACUGAUGUAUCAUAUGAAGGUGGUUUAUGUUGGAAUAUUCUGAAAUCACUGUGAAAGUACUUCUGAUACUGUAAACUCUGUUUUUUGUAAAAAGGAAAAAUGAAACUCAAUAUUUUUUUAAAGAGAUGAAAUGUAUCAAAUUUGUCGCCAGAAGCUAAAGGAAAAUAAAUUUUUUGCACACA